Molecule: messenger RNA, 1209 nt
Organism: Kazachstania africana CBS 2517
Lineage: Eukaryota; Fungi; Ascomycota; Saccharomycetes; Saccharomycetales; Saccharomycetaceae
Product: putative peptide hydrolase
Exons: 1
Coding region: 1-1209 (402 amino acids)
Biological process (GO): DNA damage response
Molecular function (GO): single-stranded DNA binding
Source: RefSeq, a predicted model, not a curated record
AUGUGUGGUAGAUAUGCUCUGAUUUAUGAUGGCAAUGAAUUGCCCAUGGAGUUUGCCAGAUACAAUUUGGAAUUUGAUGAGAAAGAAAAACCAAAGGGAUUCACUUUUGGUAAGAACUUCAAUGUUGCCCCUACCAAUACGUGUCCAGUAUACCGUCCAUCACAUGAGAACCCUGGCGAAAUGGAAUUGAAGUAUAUGAAAUGGGGGCUUGUUCCCAGCUGGGCGAAGGAUAUUUCAAAGUUUAAGGGUUAUAACACAAUCAAUUCCAAGUUAGAAUCCGUACUGAAAAGUAGAGUAUGGGCAGGUUGUACUAGUCACAAGAGGUGUGUCGUACCAGCUAGUGGAUAUUACGAGUGGAGGAAGGAUAGAAAGGAAAAAAUCCCCUACUAUUUCACAAGAAAGGAUGAUAAACUGAUGUUCAUCGCUGGUCUUUACGAUUACAAUGAAGCUGAGGACUUGUAUACGUUUUCUUUAAUCACUGGCAGUGCACCUAAGAAUCUGAAAUGGUUGCAUGAAAGAAUGCCAUGCGUCAUCGAGCCAAACACUGAGGCAUGGAAUCAGUGGUUAGAUCCAGAAAAGACAGAAUGGUCACAGUCUGAGUUGGAUGGAUUGCUUAGCCCUUGGUACAACGAUGAUUCUUAUAUUGUCUACCAAGUACAUAAGGAUGUUGGGAAAGUGAGCAAUAAUGGUCCAUAUUUGAUAAAACCUAUCUUGAAAGAGGAUGCAGAAAAGGUCAAGGAGGAAAGAGAGGGUAUGGGCAUCCCAGAGGAGCUUGGUAAGGAUACUGCUGCAAAGAAGCUAGAAGAAGAAAAGAUACAGUUAAUAGAAGGAGAAGAAGAAGAAGAAGAAGAAGAAGAAGAAGAAGAAGAAGAAGAAGAAGAAGAAGAAGAAGAGAUGCCUUCUGCGAAGAAGGAGGAGAUCGAAGAAGAAGGUGUCUAUGCCAGUGAAGAAGAAGACUUGGAACCCGAACCCAAGACUGCACACAAAAAGCCUUCUAAGAGAAAACAACCUGCUGCCAAGAGAGAAACGGGUGAGGAUAUCAAGCAUUACAAAACCAGCAGAGGCAACGUCAGGACAGGAAAGGACAGUGGCAGAAAGCCAAGAACUCACGCACACGAUGAAGGUGUUGAAGAACGUAGGGGGGGAGACAUCGUUGAAAGAUUAAGGGAAUCUAGUAGACCCAAGAAGAAGCAAAAGGUUAAUGAAUGA